Molecule: messenger RNA, 2685 nt
Organism: Dermacentor andersoni
Lineage: Eukaryota; Metazoa; Arthropoda; Arachnida; Ixodida; Ixodidae
Product: apical endosomal glycoprotein-like
Cellular component (GO): membrane
Molecular function (GO): protein binding
Source: RefSeq, a predicted model, not a curated record
GUACGCCCUACUUUUCAUGGAAUAAACACUGCCACUAUCGUUGGCCCAACUUUGGAUCACACAACGUUUUGCACGAUGACAUUCUUCUACACUGCGCAAGGAACAAGUCUGCCUGAGUUUUCCGUUAGCGUGCGGACUUCUAAAAUUGGGCCUUGGAAAAGUGUGUGGCGGUCGGUAGAUCCGUCACAGUUCUUCCAUUUUACUCCCGCGCAUGUGCAGUUAAUGCAGCCGAAGCCCUUCCAGGUUGCCUUCAUUGGUAAUUACAGAAAACCUGGAAACGCAGGUUACAUUGCCAUCGACGACGUCACUUUUUCAACAACCUGCACGGCCUACCAAGGAGAACUGCCAGGAGCACCAACGCCAUCGCAACCACCACAGACAGUGUCCUCAAUGCCACCUUCACCUCCACCAACAAUGUCCCCUACGCCACCCCCACCACCACCAUUUGCUUGCGGUGACAAUGAAUACCAGUGUGGCAACAGCGAGCAGUGUAUUUCACUGACUAAAGUUUGUGACUUUAAAGAUGACUGCUCCAACAGUGCUGAUGAAGCUAAUUGUGGUGCAUGCGAAAUUACAAGGGACCUGUGCGGCCUAGAGAACGAAAAUCCCAAUGCGCGCUUUGGGUGGACCUGGAAAGCAGCACAAGAUGCCAUUCACAACCAUAAUUUCCCCGUCACUGACAGCCGUGACAACGAACACGGAUCCUAUGCUACAUAUUCGCUGCUCAAUUCUGAUGUGCCUGUUGGAAGCGGUAGGAACUCAAUGAUCACGCCAAGGCUAGGCCCAAUUGCUCACUCCUGUGUCGUCAGUUUCUACGUUGGUACUGGCAACACAACUUCCUUCGUGAUAUUUGGAGUGUUGCCCCCAUCGGUAAAUGACCCUUCCUCCCGUGACGCCGUCAUCUUAGCAACUGUUUACGCAAGCAGAUCUCAAGACAAAUGGACCUAUGUGUCUGCAAAGACUGGGAACUGGGCAGCAGGAGCUAGGUUUUUCUACCUCGCAGAGGCAGUGGGCGUCAGCGUAGAUCGCCCACAGUACAUCAACUGCCAUCCAGACUCCCAUAUCGAUGGAUCGAAAGCCAAUCAGCUGGUCAGCUGCAAUUUUUCCCGGCCUCAGGACUGCGGCUGGUUCCCUGAGCGUCUGGCGUCUGACAUCGACUGGGUUAUCCAAGCUGAUGGUGCUGCGCUUCCUUCGCAUACGUGGCAGCCUUCAAAGAGCUCCUCAGGCACUGGUUCCUACAUGUACGCCCAGAACACGCUCCCUGCAGUGAAGAAGGCCCACCUUGUGUCAAUGCGGAUGAGCCCCACGCCGGAUGUUGGUCGAUGCUUCACUUUCUGGUACAACAUGUGGCACCCAAAUAGUGGUGAGCUGAACCUCCUCCAGCGUGUUGACAACAUUUCCACCAGCCUUUUGUGGACACGUUCGGGGCCACAGGGCAUGGCUUGGCAGCAGGGGCAAGUGCAGCUCCACUGCGAUGAGCCGCAGCAGCUUGUUUUCGAAGCUGUGCUGAAACCUUACGUACCUGGCGUAAUAGCCAUUGAUCAAUUCAAACUCAAGGAUGGCCCGUGUGAUCCUGGAAAUGUGUGCACAUUUGAUUCGGGCUCAUGUGGCUGGCAGCUUCACAACUGGGAAAUCACAAAGGGAAGCAGCGCCAUCCUGCCUGCAGCAGACCACACCACAUGGGCACCGCCAGGUGCCUUUGCGUUGGUCAUGCCUCCUAGUGGCCGCAUGGUCAGCCCUCAAAACUGGUACGAUGCGACGCAGCAACGCUGCCUCCGAUUCUGGUUCCUUGCUGCCGGUUCUGCAACUGAGACGCUUAAUAUCACUCGAGUGGUUGACCAGGUACAGCAAGAAUCCCUGUGGUUCCACAGGGCAGAUUAUACAACGACAAAGAGCUGGCAAUCUGCUGCUGUGAACUUGACCGUCUCCCAAGGAAACACCAUCACGGUGUUCGAAGGAAUGACCUCUGGAAGUCCGGGCACUGCAGUGGCAAUAGAUGACAUCAGCCUUGGAAACGAGGCGUGCCCUAAACCAGGCAGCUGUUCCUUUGAAGAGGACAUGUGCAACUGGCACAAUAACAAAGGCUUUAGCCACGCGCAGUGGUAUCGUCACAGGGGUCGCACAAUCUUGUCUCCCGGUGGGCCUGAGAGAGAUCACACUAAGGACACCAGUGAUGGAUACUACCUGCUGCUAGAUUCUCAAGACCAGUCUGACAUAUUGAUAGGAAGUUUGCAGAGUGAGGCCCUUGCCUUAGGACCUGUUGUGUGCUUCCAGCUCUACUAUCACAUGAAGAACGGAACGAAUGCAUUACUUAACGUCACCUUCAAUGAUGCAUCUGGCGUGCCGUAUGACCAGCGGACUACUGUCUAUGCCACGGGUCCUGCAGAGUGGACUUGGCUCUCCGUGGAACGCGACAACUUGCCUCGUGUGUUUUCGGUCGUGAUCACAGCCAAUGCUGGAAAGUUUGCUGGUGACGUUGCUAUUGAUGACAUCGACAUGCGCCCGGGCAAGUGUGAAGGUGCACCAGACACAACAACUGCUUCACAAUCAAUGACUACGACAGCAGUACCUCAGGAGCCCUCCACCAUGAGAAAUACAGAAGCGUCCGUCACAGGCACAGAUACUUUCAUUUUUCUUUUAGUUUACUCUCGGAGGCAUGCGAAUCUGAAGCGUCUGUUGAUGUAG